ACCAAUGCCGUGUUUCGUCUGAUGAGUGUGGUGCCGGAGGCCGAAUUUAAGUCCCUUUCUAAUAAAUUUCUUAGCCGCAUACUUGAAGUCUCAACUCUACAAAGAAACCUUAUGUAACUAUAAUGAGUUUCUAUUAUCGUUAAAUUGACCAUUUACUAAUAAGAGACGCGGUACAAUUAAAAAAGUUUGUAGACGGACUUAUAGCGUAACGCAUUUCAGGUUUUACCAAAAGAUAACCCUUUCAUAAACUUAUAUAAGAUAAUGUUUUCGCUCGUUGUUCAUAAAUCAUAAGUGUUAAGUGAUUGAACGGUCGCUAACAAGAUCAUUCGGAAUAUCAAAAAUAAUGAAAACUAUUUACAUAAUAAGUGUACUUGCCUUGCUGGCAGUUCAAUCUACACAGGGACAUUUAGAUGAACUUCUCAUCGGUCUCGGCAACAACGCAAGAGGUGUCCAACCAUUCGGUUUCGGAUUUUCGUUGGGUUUUAACAAGAACCGUGAUAACGAUUACCCUAAUAAUAGUUACGCUGAUGUAUACAGGCUGCAGCAAGAGAACGAAUAUUUACGGCGACAAUACGAAGCUAUGGUGCAAAGAUACCGCAAACCUGGACCCGAGGAGAUACACGUGAACAACAACAACUAUAUGAUGAUGAAGCCGUAUGUUAAUGAUCCCGAUAGAACGGCUGCAGGCAUUGAUCUGAGUAACUUGUGAAGUGGCAUAUAACAUCCUUGUCGUAGACCAUUCUCUUUGUUGUAUCGUUCCCGUCUGUUUGUUAGCUGUCUUCUUACUGUGUUAUAUUGUUUCUUCUGUGGUCACGACCUUACUGCUUACAUUUUUAUGCUGUAUUAAUUGUCUAUAUUUCGUUAAACAUGUGAUUAAACUCUUUGACCUCCGCUGGUUAAUGUAAAAGCCGUC
Papilio polytes (common Mormon) is the source of this 913-nucleotide messenger RNA. RefSeq lists its product as uncharacterized. Bases 344 to 709 code for a protein of 121 amino acids. The transcript has a single exon. Lineage: Eukaryota; Metazoa; Arthropoda; Insecta; Lepidoptera; Papilionidae. The record is from RefSeq and is a predicted model, not a curated record.